AGGCUUAUCUUAAUGUAUCUUCUAAAGUACGUUUGUGGCCGGUGCACGUAAUGCACGUGUUUUCUUGCGAUAUGAGGCAAGAGGUGAACGCGACAGUCCGAUCGCGACUCUCCUCCGUCGAGGAGGAAGACGUUUAAGCCGUACUUAGCUGCACAUUAAGUGGCAUUUCCGGUCUACGGAAGCACAACAAACACAUACACAAACUGUUGUUCAGUUCUCUUGCUUUGCACACACACAAUAAACCACGCAAGAACAAUAAUAACACAGAGACAGCAAAAACGCAGCUCAAAAUUUGCGACAGUACAAUGGAAGAUAUAAUUCGCGAUGGUUCUUUAAGAUUAUUCGCAACGGAAAGCUCAUGUGAUGUAAUCUUGAGUUGCAGCGGCUACAGGCUAAUAGCUCACAAAGUGAUCCUCUCGAUAGCGAGUCCUGUAUUUCAAGAGUUGUUAAGACAAGACUCAUCGCAACCUACCAUGGUUAUAUUACCGGAUAUCUCUGCCAACGUGAUGACUCUAAUCCUGGAUUACAUUUACAAUGGGCACGUGUCGAUUUACUACGGAGAAUUGCACGAGUUUCUUAGCGUGGCCAGGUUUUUCAAGCUACGGUUAGAUUAUAAAGAGGAAAGUCCGAGGUGCGGAAAGCCGAUGCCCGAGUUAAUACCCAUUAGCGAAAUGAGGAACCCGAAGCGUGGAUCCUUCAACAAAGUGAUCCCGUCACCUUGGAUUACGCACGGAGCUCAGGUCUUCGAGGAUCCCAGGAUACCGAACGUCGACUUCUCGUCUCCUGAUUCCGCAUUAGCUUUAUGUCAAAAGAGUGAUGCUAACAAUAAUAAUGUAGAAGAUGUACCAAGUAAAAAUGAUCCUGAGGAAAAUCCUAAAUUGGAGGUGAAAAGUGCUGAGAUUAACGAGAUCGAAGAUCAACCGAAGCUGGAAAAUGUGAAGAAGCAGAAACCUUACAAAUGCGAGGAUUGCGGAAAAACGUUUAGUCAAUUACGGAAUUAUAAAUAUCACAGAUCCAUUCACGAUGGCACAAAGGAAUUCGCCACUCGAUGCCCCGAAUGUGGAAAGGUUUUCAAUGAUAAGGGCUAUUUGAGCAGUCAUCUGAAGAUUCACAGGGAUAGAAAGGAGUACGCGUGUCAGCAUUGUCCAAAAAGAUUCAAUCAGAGGGUUGCUUACAACAUGCACAUUAGGAUACACACUGGUGUGAAACCUCAUGAAUGUCAGGAUUGUGGUAAAAGCUUCUCUAGGAAGAUGCUGUUGAAGCAACACCAGCGUGUUCACACCGGAGAAAGGCCGUACGUUUGUGCGGAAUGCGGAAAAAGCUUUGCGGAUCGGUCGAACAUGAGCCUUCAUGCACGACUACACACAGGUGUUAAACCAUAUUCCUGCACGCUGUGCACCAAAAGCUUCACAAAGAAGCACCACCUGAAGACUCACAUGAACUUCCACACCGGAUCCAAACCUUAUUCAUGCCAGAACUGCAGCCUCGCCUUUUCGCAGAGCAGCAAUAUGCGAACGCAUUACAAGAAGUGCAUUCUGAAGACGAGCGAAUAGAUGACCAUUACUACUUACCUUGUAAAUACUAGAUCAAAUUAUUGCGUUAAAUAUGAAAUAAAUAAUUGAUUGUAAA
Messenger RNA from Nicrophorus vespilloides, 1629 nucleotides. RefSeq names its product zinc finger protein 32-like. Gene Ontology annotation, biological process: regulation of transcription by RNA polymerase II. The coding region runs from base 306 to 1553 and encodes 415 amino acids. The record is from RefSeq and is a predicted model, not a curated record. Gene Ontology annotation, cellular component: PcG protein complex; transcription regulator complex. The transcript is spliced from 7 exons. Lineage: Eukaryota; Metazoa; Arthropoda; Insecta; Coleoptera; Silphidae. Gene Ontology annotation, molecular function: DNA-binding transcription factor activity, RNA polymerase II-specific; RNA polymerase II cis-regulatory region sequence-specific DNA binding; protein binding.